AUGGAGACUUCUGUAAAAGUGCAAGGAGGACUUCAAACUGAACGUGCUGAUGGGGCAUAUCUACAGCAACAGAACAUCAUUGUGCUUCCGAAGCUGUGUCGCCAGAUUUUGUCUCCCUUCGAACAUGUUUGGGAUGAAAUUCAAAGACCUGAUGGCUUUGGAAACAAAGCUAUGACACCAGGACGUCUGGAUGGCAUCCUCGGGCCUCUUAUCUACGCCCCUGGGUCUCAGAUCGCUUGGGAUGAUAAUUACAUCGACCGUAUCAGUCGUUACUACACUAUAAUGUUUUUACUUUUCUUCAAUAUAUAUGUGGUCACCGAAGAAUAUGUCGGAAAACCCAUCUAUUGCUGGUGUCCCCCGGAGUUCACCGACAACGAGGUCAAAUACACUAACGACCUCUGCUGGGUGUCUAAUACCUAUUACAUCCCUUUCGAAAUCCAAGUUCCUGCACACCUUCAGGCGAGGAAGGAGGAGUCGGCAGAAAUCACGUACUAUCAAUGGGUCCCGUUAGUUUUGUUUUUGCAAGCUUUGCUGUUUUAUCUUCCAAGACUUGUGUGGAAAUUGUAUGCGACCCGAGCUGGAAUCGAAGUGAAGAAAAUGUGCAUUUUAGCUAAAUUUAGUAUCGAUGUGUUUCCGGAAGACCGUGAACAACGGCUCCGCCAUAUCGCUGCAUAUCUGGAUGCUUACGCUGUCAAGACGAAACCAUUUCGAGGCGGAUUAUGUUCACCAGUACGAGAAAAAUUCGCCAGGCACCUUCGUUUUGGAUGCGGAAGGCAUUAUGGGAAUUUCUUCAUAACACUUAACAUUCUUGUCCGUUUUCUCUAUUUCGCUAAUGCCUUUGGACAACUGUUCCUAAUGAAUGAGUUUCUUGGAAAUAAGUUUUAUGUAUUUGGGAUAGAAGUUGUCCAGGCUUUCCUUGCUGGACUUGACUGGACUAUGUCUCCGAGAUUUCCGAGAAUGACGUUAUGUGAUAUAGAUCGCAGACAACUACAAAACGUCAAUAGAUAUACACUGCAGUGUGUGAUUCCUAUCAACAUAUACAACGAAAAGAUUUUUCUGUUCUUGUGGUUUUGGUUUUUGAUAAUUUCUGUUCUUAGUUUUGUGAAUUUGUGUGGAACAAUAGCAAUAGCAGCAUUGCCUCAUUACAAAGAGACCUUUAUCACGAAAUACCUAAAAAUGGCGAAACUCUAUGACGUAAAACUGAAAAGUUCACAAAGAAAAAUUUGUAGAAGAUUCCUUAAAAGGUAUCUGACACAGGACACAGUAUUUGUGAUAAAAAGGAUUUCUGAUAAUGCCAACACAGCUGUGACUACCGAUGUUGUAAUGUAUCUAUUUUACAGGUUUUUAAACCGAGAGCGAAAAAGAAUUGGAAAUGACAAUAUACUUAAAUUAUUUCCGCCGGAACCGGAAGAAAAAUUUGCAGAUGGUGGCGGCGGAGCUCAGAAAAUGGGCGGUGGGGGUGGUGGUGGCGGUGGUGGGAAACGAAAAAAGAGAAAAUGA
This is a messenger RNA of Ylistrum balloti, 1500 nucleotides long. RefSeq names its product innexin unc-9-like. The transcript is spliced from 3 exons. Bases 1 to 1500 code for a protein of 499 amino acids. NCBI's taxonomy places the organism in Eukaryota, Metazoa, Mollusca, Bivalvia, Pectinida, Pectinidae. The record is from RefSeq and is a predicted model, not a curated record.